AUGUUCAAAAUUCUUGGUCCAUUAUCUAGAUACCUUCAGACCAAGGGUAUGAAUUUGAUAAAGGCCCAGGAGUUGGUCAAUUGUGCAUUAACACAGUUAAAACAAAUUCAAAGACAUUUUGGAGAUGUAAAAUUAGAAGCCGAUAAUUUUAUAAAAUAUAUAAAUGAACAAUUUGAUGAAAAACAUGAUAGGGAUGUAUUAAUUGAGAAUGAAUUUCCAAAUAAAAGAUGUCGCCUUCGCAAAAAAUUAUUUGAUGAAAACAAUAAAGAUGAACCCAUAUUAUGCCUUGAAAAAAAAUAUAGUGUUGAAGUAUAUAAUGUAAUUUUAGAUCAAACCAUAUCUAGUAUAGAAAAGAAAUUUUCAAUUAAUAAGUCUUUGUAUAAGGAUUUAAAUUUUUUAUCACCCAAAAAUUUUGAAGAGUUGCAAAAACAAAAUUUACCACCAAAUGCUUUAAAAAAAUUGUAUGACGUUUUAUGCAAAUUUGAUUCUGAUAUAAGUUAUGAUCAACUAAAAGCGGAAUUGCAUAGCUUUAUUAAAUAUUGGAAUGGAUUAAAAAAAUCAUUACCAGAAUCAUUUGAUAUGCAAUUAAAUGAAAUUGAAAGUGAAAAUGAAAUUGAAGAAAAUAAUAACAAAAAUAACACUGAUAAAUUAGAAUGUAAAUCCUGCAAGAAUUGUGUGGUAUGCUGCUAUAAUGUUCUUAUAAAAUAUAAUUUAUAUAGUAAUGCAUAUCAUUGCUUGACCAUGGCUUAUCAAUACUUAUUGACAUUGCCGUGUACUCAAGUAGCAUGCGAAAGAUCAUUUUCUCUGUUGAAAAUAAUUAAAACUCGUCUGAGAAAUUCAAUGGGUGAAGAUAAAUUGGACGCAUUUAUGAUGAUGGCAGUCGAAAAAAAUGUUUUAUUUAGUAUUGAUAAUGAUGAUAUUAUUAAUAUGUUAAAAACUAAAAGUGAUUUAUUAAAUAAUAAACUUUCUUACUAA
Messenger RNA from Macrosiphum euphorbiae (potato aphid), 975 nucleotides. NCBI's taxonomy places the organism in Eukaryota, Metazoa, Arthropoda, Insecta, Hemiptera, Aphididae. The record is from the annotation of a GenBank genome assembly.